Messenger RNA from Salpingoeca rosetta, 1392 nucleotides. RefSeq names its product dihydrouridine synthase. The record is from RefSeq and is a predicted model, not a curated record. Gene Ontology annotation, molecular function: flavin adenine dinucleotide binding; tRNA dihydrouridine synthase activity. Lineage: Eukaryota; Choanoflagellata; Craspedida; Salpingoecidae. The coding region runs from base 88 to 1392 and encodes 434 amino acids. Gene Ontology annotation, biological process: tRNA processing. The transcript has a single exon.
ACACUCACACACACACACACUCACUCACACACUCACUCAUACACGCACACUCACACACUCACACUCACACACCACAGCCGCACUCCAAUGACACGGCGUCCGCAUGCUUCAAGCUCUGCCAGUGGCGCCAGCGCUGCUUGGGCAUGGUGGCGGUCACUCGGCAGCCCACGGUACGUGUGCGCCCCAAUGGUGUGGCAGAGUGAGACCGCAUUCCGGCGACUGGUGACGGCCGAAGGAGGGUGCGACCUAGCGUACACCCCAAUGAUGCACGCAGACCAGCUGCUCGAAAACAACCUCGCCGCACAGAGCCACCUCACAGACCUACGGCAGGACAUGGAGAGGGGCCGCCCAUACCCGCUGCUGGGCCAGUUGUGCGCAACAAACGCGGACGACUUUGUACAGGCUGCGCAGCUGGUGGAGCCGUAUGUGGAUGCGGUUGACUUGAACCUCGGCUGCCCACAGCGCACAGCACAAGCGGGCGGCUUUGGCGCGUUCCUCAUGGAGCACCCGGACACGGUGGCAGCGAUUGUGCAGCGCGCCAGCACCACGUUGCAAGUACCCGUGUGCUGCAAGAUUCGCGUGUUCACCGACGUCGACAAGACUGUGGCGUUUGCCAGGAUGCUGCAGGAGAGCGGGUGCAGCAUGCUUGCGGUGCACGGCCGCACAAGGGCGCAGCGCCACCACGAGGGCACCCCACAUUACGACACGGUGCGCGCAAUCGUGGAGGCACUGGACAUCCCUGUUGUGGUCAACGGAGGCAUUGCCACGCGACAACAGGCUGAUGCCAUUCUUCGCCACACGGGGGCCUGCGCAACGAUGAGCGCAACGGGACUCCUCGCCUGCCCGCUCAUGUACACGGGCGUAGCUGCCUCCGAGACCACCCCCUUUGAGCACGCCCACAAGUACUUGGAGUACGCAUGUCGGUAUCCGCCGCCGUGCGCGCGCUACAUACGUGACCACGUGCUGGCGCUGUUUCGCAGCCACUUUGCCAACUACGCGCACAUUGACGUGUACAACAUGAUGGCACGCAACAUGGCCGUGCGCACCGCAGCCCAGUAUUUAUGCUGUGUGCGCGUGCUCGCCAGUCGGUGCGAGCUGUCCUCGCUUCCAGGUCGCCUGUCUGAUGUGCCGGUGCUCACCCUACGCCGCAUCAAGAACCUCACGGGAGACUGGCCGCUGCACACGGGUGACGGGUGGGAAGCCAUGCUCGCUGCGCUGACACAGCUGACCGCCAGCGACCCCAUGCACCGUGGCGCACGUGCAGCUGACUCCCACCCCAUUGUUGCAAGUGGUGGUGAUAUUGAUGGUGGUGGUGGUGAUAUUGAUGGCUAUAAUAACGACAGUGUUGACCUUGAUGAUGAUGAUGCUGUUGUGCUGUGGGAUUUGCCAUGA